Messenger RNA from Dendrobium catenatum, 2569 nucleotides. RefSeq names its product ABC transporter G family member 11-like. Gene Ontology annotation, molecular function: ATP hydrolysis activity; ABC-type transporter activity; ATP binding. The transcript is spliced from 10 exons. Gene Ontology annotation, cellular component: membrane. NCBI's taxonomy places the organism in Eukaryota, Viridiplantae, Streptophyta, Magnoliopsida, Asparagales, Orchidaceae. The record is from RefSeq and is a predicted model, not a curated record. The coding region runs from base 100 to 2220 and encodes 706 amino acids.
ACCAUGCGCUGCUUAUAAGCUCCAUGUUUCUCAAUAACCGUAGACGAAGAAGAAGUUGAACAGAGCUUAAUCCUCAGGCCAUAACAACCAAACGCAGAAAUGAUUAAAACAGAAGGGGAGGAUAUGAAAAGCGCAGCGAUGGUGGAGAUAGAGGCCAGUAAACCAGUAGGGAACGGUAAAGCGCAUGCAGGUCUAAGCCCUUUGAGCGAGACACUAUGGAGAGAGAAAACGUACACAGAACUACUCGGUGACGUAUCUGCAAGGCUGACAUGGAAAGAGCUUACAGUUAAAGUGGCGCUAGGCAGCGGCGAAACGCAGUGCGUGCUCGAUGGUCUGACUGGUUUCGCCGAGUCCGGUAGCCUCACUGCAGUUAUGGGCCCUUCCGGCUCCGGCAAAUCCACCCUCCUCGACGCGCUUUCCAGCCGCCUAGCUUCAAAUGCCUUCCUGUCCGGCACCAUUCUCCUCAACGGUCGCAAGAUCAAGCUAUCCUUCGGCACUGCAGCGUAUGUGACGCAAGAUGACAACUUGAUUGGGACUUUGACUGUGAGAGAGACUAUAAUGUACUCAGCAAUGCUGAGGCUGCCGGAUGAGAUGGGGAAGGAGGAGAAGCGGGCGUUGGUGGAGGGGACGAUAGUUGAGAUGGGUCUACAAGACUGCGCUGACACAGUGAUUGGGAACUGGCAUCUCAGGGGAAUAAGUGGAGGAGAGAAAAGAAGGGUGAGCAUUGCUAUAGAGAUUCUGAUGAGGCCUCGGCUUCUGUUCCUUGAUGAGCCUACGAGCGGUCUUGAUAGUGCUUCGGCUUUCUUCGUGACGCAAACACUGAGGGAUUUGUCAAGACGAGGAAGGACAGUAAUGGCUUCGAUUCACCAGCCGAGCAGCGAGGUCUACGAGCUCUUUGAUCAGCUCUACUUGCUUUCAGGAGGCAAAACUGUUUAUUUUGGAAAGGCUUCGGAGGCAUGUGAGUUUUUUGCUCAAGCUGGAUUCCCUUGCCCGUCUAUGAGAAACCCUUCUGAUCAUUUUCUGAGGUGCAUAAACUCGGAUUUUGACAAGGUUGAAGCUGCCAUCAGAGGAUCUUUGAAAACAGGGAGUGAUGAUCCUCAAGAGAAAAUAACAGCAGCAGAAACAACUCGAAGACUGACCGACUUCUAUCGCCAUUCUCAAUAUAGCUACUCAGCAAGAGAGAAAGUAGACAAAAUUUCUCGAGUUCAAGGAACAAUUUUAGAUUCUGGAGGUAGCCAAGCCAGCUUCUUCAUGCAGUCUUAUGUUCUAACAAAAAGAUCGUUUGUGAACAUGUCAAGAGAUUUGGGUUAUUACUGGAUGAGACUUGCUGUUUAUUUGGUUGUCACCGUUUGUAUUGGAACAAUCUACUUGAACGUUGGAACUAGUUACAACUCAAUCCUGGCAAGGGGUGCUUGUGCUGCUUUUGUUUUUGGAUUCCUCACCUUCAUGUCUGUAGGAGGAUUUCCUUCCUUUGUUGAAGAUAUGAAGGUUUUCCACAGAGAGAGGCUCAAUGGGCAUUAUGGAGUUGCAGCUUUUGUCAUCGGCAAUACGCUUUCUGCAAUGCCAUUUCUCAUCUCUAUAUCCUUUCUCUCGGGGACCUUAUGCUACUUCAUGGUUCGUCUUCAUGCAGGAUUUUCGCAUUAUCUGUUCUUUGUAAUAUGUCUGUAUUCGAGUGUCACUGUGGUUGAGAGCUUGAUGAUGGCCAUAGCUAGUGUGGUUCCUAACUUUCUGAUGGGGAUCAUUGUAGGAGCAGGGAUUCAGGGGAUCUUCAUGCUUGUUUCUGGUUACUUCAGGCUCCCAAAUGACAUUCCAAAGCCUGUCUGGAGAUAUCCAAUGUCAUACAUCAGCUUCCAUUACUGGGCUCUUCAGGGCCAGUUUCAAAACGACUUCAAAGGACUUCUUUUCGACAGCCAAAGCCCAUACGACUUGAAGAUCCCAGGAGAAUACAUACUUGAACAAAUCUUUCAGAUCGACGUGCAAAGAUCAAAAUGGUGGGACCUCGCCGUGCUCUUCGGCAUGAUCAUCUCCUACCGAUUCAUCUUCUUCAUCAUGAUCAAGGUCAGUGAGAGCGUAAUGCCAUGGAUCAAAGGAUACAUUGCGAGGAGAAGAUUGCAUAAGAAAAAAGGCACCAAGACUUUGGAAGAAUUAAUAGAACGAACGCCAUCUUUUAGAGGUUAUGAGCUCAAGCCAGUGGUUGCAGGUUCUUCGAGCUUAGUAUAGGAAAGCACAACUCAAUACCGCUUGUUGUAUAAAGCUGCAUUAUUACUACUGAAUAUUUUUACGUAGUCUUCUUGUUGGUUUAAGGUUUCGUUUGGGACGAUUUUUUUACUGUUUCUUAAAACGAUUUUUUAGUAUAAAAAUUAAAAUUUUUAUACAAAAAAAUUGCUUUAAGAAUCAGUAAAAAAGUCAUCUCAAACGAAACCUAAAUCUCAAUAACAAUUUUAUGAUGAAGGUUAAGCAUGCAUACUCAUCGAAUGUAUGUAUGGUGUUAUGGUGCACAAAUCUUUAAAAAAAAAUGGUGCAGAAAUGAUAGUAUAGGCUAAAUUAUAGUCUGAAAUAUUAUGACUUA